Molecule: messenger RNA, 1660 nt
Organism: Lolium perenne
Lineage: Eukaryota; Viridiplantae; Streptophyta; Magnoliopsida; Poales; Poaceae
Product: anthocyanidin 5,3-O-glucosyltransferase
Molecular function (GO): UDP-glucosyltransferase activity
Source: RefSeq, a predicted model, not a curated record
CCAAACCCCAAGUGCGAAAUCGGAAAUUCUCAGCCACAGCCACAGGCCACCAACACGAAAGCAAAAUCAGAGCAACCCUCCCAUGGCGACGGCGAGAAUGGUGGUUCUGAUCCCCGGCCAGAGCAUUAGCCACCUCACCCCCAUGAUGGAGUUCGCCGAGGUCUGCCUCCGUCGCGGCCUCGCCGUCACCGUCGUCGUCCCGGACCCAACCCUCACCGCCCCGGCCUUCCGCUCCGCCAUCUGCCGGUACGCCUCCCGGCUCCCGUCUCUCGCCGUCCACUCCCUACCUCCCCCUCCCCCUCCCGCCCACCCCCACUCCCUCGGCGCCGUCCACCCCUUCAUCCGCAUGCAGGCCGCCUUCCGCUCCCAGGCACCCGGCCUGCGAGACUUCCUCCGCAGCCUUCCCGCCGUCCACGCGCUCGUCGCCGACAUGUUCGCCGUCGACGCCCUCGACGUCGCCGCGGAGCUGGGCGUCCCGGGGCACCUCUUCUACUGCACGGGCGCCAACAACCUCGCCGUCUUCCUCCAGUUGCCUUCAUUUUGCUCCGGGAGCGCCGGGGACUUGAAAGAUCUCGGCGACGCGCCAGUGUCGUUCCCCGGCGUGCGCACGAUGCCGGCGUCCCACCUGGUUGACGGGGUGCUCGACAGCGGGACCGAACUAUACGCGGCCGUGCUGGACGUGUUCGGUCGGAUGUCUGCGGCGCGUGGCAUUUUGGUGAACACCUUCGAGGCGCUGGAGGGCUCGGUGAUGGCUGCGAUUAGAGAAAGCCGCUGCCUCCCUGAGCACGCCAAUCCGUCGGUCUACUGCGUCGGGCCGUUGAUCGCGGACGGGGAGAUGGGGGAGGAAAGGCAUCCAUGUCUCCCGUGGCUUGACGCUCAGCCAGAGCGCAGUGUCGUGUUCAUCUGCUUCGGCAGCCGGUGCACCGUGUCGCUGGAGCAGAUCAGUGAGAUGGCCAAGGGGCUCGAGAAGUCCGGGCACAGGUUCCUCUGGGUGCUGCGCACGCCUCCUGCCUUCGCUGCAGCCGCCGGCGAACCAGACGCGGCGCUUUCUCUCCUCCCAGAGGGGUUCUUGGAACGGACUGCAGACAGGGGCCUCGUGGUGACCGCGUCCUGGGUGCCGCAGGUGGGCGUGCUGCGUCACGCCUCCACUGGUGCCUUCGUGACGCACUGCGGAUGGAACUCAACGCUGGAGGCGGUGGUGACCGGCAUGCCUAUGGUGUGCUGGCCGCUCGAAGCCGAGCAGUGGAUGAACAAGGUGUACAUUGUCGAGGAGAUGAAGGUUGGCAUCGAGGUUAGAGGAUAUAAACCUGGGGAGCUUGUCACCGCGGACAAUGUGGAUGCGACUGUUAGGUUGAUCAUGGACAUGGAGUCGGAGGGGCGUCGGACAGUCAUGGAACGGGCCUUGGCAGUGAAGGAGAGCGCUGCCGCGGCGUGGAAGGAAGGUGGGUCCUCUUGCGCCGCAUUCACUGAGUUUGUGAAGCAAAUGGAGUGACGGGACGUUUGCAGCAUCAUAUCAAUUGCAGGUUAGCAUAUGUAAAUUGCACAUUGCAGCAUUGUGUGUCAUUAUGAACUUGAAUAACUUGAGUAGAAAUUGCAAUCUAUGCAGUAGUAUUGUGUUCUGAUCCAUUCUGGAAAUGAAUGUUGUGAUAUAUUAGUUUCA